Malassezia vespertilionis is the source of this 3711-nucleotide messenger RNA. RefSeq names its product DNA-directed RNA polymerase. The transcript has a single exon. Gene Ontology annotation, cellular component: nucleus; RNA polymerase I complex. Gene Ontology annotation, biological process: DNA-templated transcription. The record is from RefSeq and is a predicted model, not a curated record. NCBI's taxonomy places the organism in Eukaryota, Fungi, Basidiomycota, Malasseziomycetes, Malasseziales, Malasseziaceae. Gene Ontology annotation, molecular function: ribonucleoside binding; DNA binding; DNA-directed RNA polymerase activity. Bases 1 to 3711 code for a protein of 1236 amino acids.
AUGCGGAAUGGAUCGUCCUCGUCGGACGAAUCAACGGGCCCAGGCACGCCGCCGAGCUCUACGUAUGUAAAAGAUGUUAAGAAAAAUCCAAGUUUGAAUACCCAGGAUUCGCCAUACUCCUUCCACACGCUAGCGAUGCAGCAUCGGUUCAUGCAUCCGACGACCAAAGGUCUCGACAUUCCUGCGCUUCGCGAAAUCACACGCCCACACGUCGAGAGCUUCAAUGCACUGUGGGCAGAAAAUCCGUCUCUUGAAGCCGCAUCGAGCAUCGGCAUGGAGGUUGCGGGUCUUCUUGAGCGCAGCCUCAUGACCCUCCCGUCGCGUGUGGUUUUUGACGGGCAUGGCGACGGCGAUCUCGGCAACCGCCUUGAAAUGCGCAUUGACUCUGUAUCAUUAAGCCGCCCCAUUGUACCUGACCGCGCCAAAGAUGCGACAGACCGCCGUGUCUUUCCUGACGAGUGCAGGAAUCGCCUGGUGUCCUACCGCGGUCGUCUAACCGCGCGUGUUACGUGGAGUGUGAACAAUGGCCCCGAGCAGAGCGACAUACGGGACAUGGGCCUUGUCCCUGUCAUGGUCGGCUCAAAUCGGUGCAAUCUGCGUGGCAUGGCGUCGAGCGAGCUGGUCGCGCGCCACGAGGAGCCAAACGAGAUGGGCGGAUACUUUAUCAUUAACGGAAACGAGCGCCUGAUGCGUUUCCUGAUUAUGAACAAGGCGAACCAUGUAAUGGCUCUGGAGCGCCCCAGUUUCACGCGCCGCGGCCCCUCGUACACUAGCAAGGCUGUGUCGAUCCGGUGUGUGGGCAAGCACGACUUGUCGAGUGUGACCAACUCGGUGCACUAUUUGGAAAACGGCGGUGUGACGCUACGAUUCUCGUGGCGCAAGCAAGAAUACAUGAUUCCCAUUGCUAUGGUGCUCAAGGCGCUGAUCAGCGCCACAGACAAGGAGAUAUUUUCCUCCAUCGCAGGCGCCGACAUCGAUAAUACCUUUUUGACGGACCGCAUCGAGCUUCUCCUGCGUGGCUUUAAGCGCUACAGUUUGUGGACGGGCGAGCAGUGCCUCGAGUACCUGGGCGACAAGUUCCGCGUGGUGAUGCGUGCGCCGGAAGACUGGUCGAACGCGCAGGUCGGCGAGGAUUUGAUCAACCGCGUCGUGCUUCCCCACCUCGAGCUCCCGCGUGACAAAUACCGGCUUUUGGUCUUUAUGCUGCGCAAGCUCUACGCAUUCGUUGCGGGCGAAUGCACGGCGGACAAUCCCGACUCGCCGCAGCACCAGGAAGUGCUUAUGCCUGGCUUCUUGUACGGCGCCAUCAUUCGCGAGCGCCUCGAUGAGUACCUGGUCGGUGUGCGAGGUGCCAUUGUGCGCGAUGUGCGCAUGCGUGCGAAAGAGUGCGACUUUUUUGAUGCGCGCUACCUGCAGCGCACCAUGGCCAAAGUGAACGGCGAUGUCGGCGCGCGCCUCGCGUCCUUUUUGGCGACGGGCAACCUUUCUUCGCCGAGCGGCCUUGAUCUCCAGCAAGUGGGUGGCUUCACCAUUGUGGCCGAGAAACUGAAUUUCUAUCGCUACCUUGCACACUUCCGCAGCGUCCACCGUGGCGCCUUCUUCGCCGAGCUUAAGACUACCACGGUCCGCAAACUGCUGCCCGAAGCCUGGGGUUUCUUGUGUCCAGUCCAUACGCCCGACGGCAGCCCUUGCGGGCUCUUGAACCACUUUUCCCAUACGUGCCGCAUCACCACGUGCGAUGCUGACGUCUCGCGAAUCCCUGCACUCCUCACAUCGCUGGGCAUGACCGAAGUGAUGGCGCCGAACAUGAGUGCGCGCACGCACGUUGUUGUCCAGCUCGACGGUGCGAUUAUCGGGUAUGCAAGCCCCUCGUUGGCAAAGCAGAUGGCCACGGUGCUCCGUAUUUGGAAGACGGAGGAGAGCCAUGGCGUUCCGCUGAACCUGGAGAUUGGAUUCGUGCCUACCAGCCACGGCGGGCAGUAUCCUGGCCUGUACCUCUUUGGCGCGCGCUCGCGAAUGAUGCGCCCCGUCCGUUUUCUGUACAAUAUGCGCGAGGACAGUGUAGGACCGUUCGAGCAAGUCUACCUGGACAUUGCCUGCCGCGAAGAAGAGAUUGCAAAAGGCAUCUCGUCGCACGUCGAAGUCACGCCGACGAAUGUGCUGAGCGUCAUUGCAAACUUGACGCCUUUCUCCGACUUUAACCAGAGCCCGCGUAACAUGUACCAGUGCCAGAUGGGCAAGCAGACAAUGGGCACGCCCAGCGGCGCCGUCGCGCGGCGUACCGACAACAAGCUGUACCGUCUCCAGUGCGGCCAAACGCCGAUUGUGCGCCCAGCAAUGCAUGCAACGUACGGCAUGGACGACUUUCCCAACGGCACGAACGCGAUUGUCGCCGUGAUUAGCUACACAGGCUAUGAUAUGGAAGACGCCAUGAUCCUCAACAAGUCUGCACACGAGCGCGGAUUUGGCUACGGCACUGUGUACAAGUCCGAGGUGAUCAAUUUGCGCGACAUGAGCGGCGCACGGAGCGGCCCGCUGCAGGUGCACUUUGGGUUCGGCGACGAUAUCCGCGCCGACGACUCGCGGCGCGAGCAGCUUGAUGUGGACGGACUGCCGUUUGUCGGCGCGCAAAUGUCCAAAGGCAGUCCACUCUACGCGUGCUACAACGAUGGAACAGGGCGCACUACACUGAAACGCUACAAAGGCGACGAGGCAGGCUACGUCGACACCGUCCGCAUUAUUGGCGGCGAUGCCGGCGACAGUGAGUGCCAAAAGGUGCAAAUCACAUUCCGUAUUCCGCGUGCGCCAGUCAUUGGCGACAAAUUUUCUUCGCGCCACGGCCAAAAAGGUGUGUGCUCGCAGAAAUGGCCGUCGGUCGAUAUGCCGUUCAGCGAGAGUGGCAUGCAGCCCGACGUAAUCAUCAACCCGCACGCGUUCCCUUCGCGCAUGACGAUUGGCAUGCUGAUCGAGAGCAUGGCAGGCAAGGCAGGUGCCAUGCAUGGGAUUGCGCAGGAUGCGACGCCGUGGAGCUUUAACGAGCAGGAUACGCCCGUUGCAUACUUUGGCGAGCAGCUCAAAGUUGCGGGCUACAACUACAUGGGCAACGAGCCGAUGUACUCGGGCAUCACAGGACAAGAGCUGCGCGCCGACAUAUACCUUGGGCUCGUGUACUACCAGCGUCUGCGCCACAUGGUGAACGACAAGUUCCAAGUACGCACGACUGGGCCUGUGCAUGCCUUGACGCGGCAGCCCGUCAAAGGCAGGAAGCGCGCCGGCGGCAUCCGUUUUGGCGAGAUGGAGCGCGAUGCAUUGCUUGCGCACGGUACAUCCUUCCUUAUGCAGGACCGUUUGCUCAACUGCUCCGACUACUCCACCGCCUACCUCUGCCGCACGUGCGGCAGCUUGAUUUCCCUGAGCUACGAUGACCAUGCAGGCAUCGCUGUGCCUGGCCUCGGCGCUGUGCAGACGAUUGAAGGUGUGCAAAACACGCGCACGCCGCUCGGGCCGCGCGGCGAGUACUGCCGCGUAUGCCGCAAUGCAACGCAGGCAGAGGAAGCGCCGCAACCUGCGCAGCGAAUGCGUCUGCCCAAGAAGCAUUUGCUGCGCCGUGUGGGCGAUAUGGAUGUAGUUGCUGUGCCGUACGUGCUGCGGUACCUUGUCGCGGAGCUUGCUGCAAUGGGUCUGCGCAUGCGCUUCUCAGUGGGUCCGUAG